AUGGACCCAUCAGAAGACACCCGGUUAAGCAAACCAGACAAACUCUUCCUUAUCAACGAAUCUGCUUCUCCUGCACAACAUGAAGCCACUAACACCGAAAUCCAAGCCAUCGCCUCAUGCCUCGACAGCCCUCCCCAGAAGAGAAAAAGACGAGCUGCCGUCGUGGGUCUGGGAAUGGUCGGUGUUGCCUUUGUCGAGAAGCUUCUCAACUACGAUGCCACGAGCGGCCACAACGAGUGGGAAGUCGUGAUCUUCGGCGAGGAGCCUUAUCUAGCCUACAACCGUGUCGGGCUCACCCAAUACUUCAAUGACCGCUCCAUCAAAAACCUCUACCUCAACCCACCAGACUGGUACUCUUCCUUUGGUGGUAACAAACUUGCAUUCCACACAUCAGACGCCGUCACAGCCAUCAACCCCGAAGCCAAGUCUCUGCGGACCGCCAAGGGUGAUGAGGUGUCCUACGAUGUAUGCAUCCUUGCGACUGGAUCCAACGCUGCACUCCCGCCAUUCCUUCCCCUCAAGACAUUCCGCCAAACCAAGGGCUCCUUCGUGUACCGAACGAUUCAAGACCUGGAUGCGAUAAUGGAGUAUGUUGUUAGUGCACCAAAAACCCUUGGCCGCCGGAUAUCCAAGGUUGGUGUAAUCGGCGGCGGUGUCCUUGGUCUUGAAGCAGCAAAGGGCCUUCUUGAUCUGGGCGCAUUCAACGAAGUGGUCCUAAUUGAAGGUGACAAGUGGUUGCUCAGCCGUCAACUCGAUGAAGAAGGCGGUAAGAUCGUCGGAGAGAAGAUCAAGGCCAUGGGUGUGCAAGUACAUGUGGGUGCUCGAGUGCAAAGCUUACUGUGGGAUGACAAGCAGCGGCUCAGCGGCCUCGUCCUCCAAGGCAAAGGCAGCGGCCAAAAGAUCGCUCUCGACAUGCUCGUCUUUGCCGUCGGUGUCCGCGCUCGUGAUGAACUUUGCCGCAACACACCCAUUGCUGUCGGAAAAAGACCCGGCGGCUUCAUCGUUGAUCCUCAACUGCGCACCAACGUCCCUGACAUUUAUGCAAUUGGUGAUUGCGCCAACUACCAGGGUCAGAACUAUGGUCUCAUCGCCCCCGGGAUUGAGAUGGCCGAGGUUCUCGCCUUCAACCUGACAAAGGAACCGCAUCAUCGUGCACGCGAGCUGCAGACGCCGGACCUCAGCACAAAGCUCAAGCUCAUGGGGGUAGACGUUGCCGCCUUUGGUGAUUAUUUCGCCGACAAGGGAAUCAUCAGCAAGCCAUUACCGGGAGCCGUCCGCAGAGCUGUGGCCAAGGCGGGUGGCACCAUUACCCAAGACAACAUCAAGACCGAGGUCAAGGCCGUCACAUAUCGUGAUCCCUUUCUCGACGUAUAUAAGAAAUAUAUCUUUAGUGCCGACGGGAAGUACAUCCUUGGUGGUAUGAUGGUCGGAGAUGUCAAGGAUUACUCCAAGCUUCUGUCCUUGUACCGCAAGGGCGAGCCGAUCGACAAGUCGCCUUCUGAGUUCUUCGGGGGGAAGAAGAGCGAAGAAGAUGAAGAUGCCGACUUGCCAGAUGAUGCGCAGGUCUGCAGCUGCCACAAUGUCACAAAGGGCGAAAUCACCCAGUGUGUCAAAGACGGUAAGCGGUCCUUUGACGAAGUCCAGGCCGCUACUAAGUGCAGCACUGGAUGCGGAGGCUGCGAGAGCCAAGCGUCACGCAUCUUCGACCAGGCCCUGGCUGCCGCGGGGCUGGACGUGACGAACAUUAUUUGCAAAGACUUCCCUUACUCUCGCAAAGAUCUGAUGAAGAUUAUCAAGACAAAGGAGCUCAAAGACUUCCGAGCCAUCAUGGAGGCAGUUGGGAACAAGCCGAACAGCUUCGGCUGUAUGCUGUGCCGGCCUGCCAUUGCUUCUCUUCUGAGCGAGAUAUACAAUGAUGAUCGAUACAUGCUGGCUAACAAGAAGGAAAAGCUUCCACCUUGGUCUGCCAGGAAACCCCAUCCUCAUCUGUAG
This is a messenger RNA of Clonostachys rhizophaga, 1992 nucleotides long. Lineage: Eukaryota; Fungi; Ascomycota; Sordariomycetes; Hypocreales; Bionectriaceae. The record is from the annotation of a GenBank genome assembly.